Molecule: messenger RNA, 1168 nt
Organism: Neomonachus schauinslandi (Hawaiian monk seal)
Lineage: Eukaryota; Metazoa; Chordata; Mammalia; Carnivora; Phocidae
Gene: RAB4B
Product: RAB4B, member RAS oncogene family
Exons: 8
Coding region: 136-777 (213 amino acids)
Biological process (GO): regulation of endocytosis; Rab protein signal transduction
Cellular component (GO): endosome
Molecular function (GO): GTPase activity; GTP binding
Source: RefSeq, a predicted model, not a curated record
UGGAGGCGGAAGUGGCGGCGCCGGCCCCGGGAGUAGGAAGGAGCCGGGGCUGCAGCCGGAGUGGAGUGGCUGCCAGCCGAGGAGCAGGCGCGGCCGCGGCGCCAUAUUGCGGCCCCAAGCGGCCGCGACCGAGUCAUGGCCGAGACCUACGACUUCCUCUUCAAAUUCCUGGUGAUUGGCAGUGCAGGAACUGGCAAAUCAUGUCUCCUUCAUCAGUUCAUUGAGAAUAAGUUCAAACAGGACUCCAACCACACAAUCGGCGUGGAGUUUGGAUCUCGGGUGGUCAACGUGGGUGGGAAGACUGUGAAGCUCCAGAUUUGGGACACAGCUGGCCAGGAGCGGUUUCGGUCGGUGACACGGAGUUACUACCGAGGGGCGGCUGGAGCCCUGCUGGUGUAUGACAUCACCAGCCGGGAGACGUACAACUCACUGGCUGCCUGGCUGACGGACGCCCGCACACUGGCUAGCCCCAACAUCGUGGUCAUCCUCUGUGGCAACAAGAAAGACCUGGACCCUGAGCGUGAGGUCACCUUCCUGGAGGCCUCCCGCUUUGCCCAGGAGAAUGAGCUGAUGUUCCUGGAGACUAGCGCCCUCACGGGUGAGAAUGUGGAAGAGGCUUUCCUGAAGUGUGCCCGCACCAUCCUGAACAAGAUCGACUCAGGUGAGCUCGACCCUGAGAGGAUGGGCUCAGGCAUUCAGUACGGGGACGCCUCCCUCCGCCAGCUGCGGCAGCCUCGGAGCGCCCAGGCCGUGGCCCCUCAGCCCUGUGGCUGCUGAGACGUGUGUGCAGAGCCAGCUCACCCGUUCUCCAGGACCAGCCCUGCCCUUCUGGCUGGGGCCCAGACCCAGGCCCUGGGAGGCCGAGCCCCUCACCUGUCCUGGCCCCAGAGAAGCUGCCCCGCCACCUGUCCCCCUUCCCUGGCCUGGUGGGGCCUGGCUGAGGGGCAAGACUGAGCCACGGGGGAAGGGGGAAUCCGUACCUGCUGCUGCUUCCUCUGUCUUGGCUAACCCCUGUCCCCCCGGAACCCCUAACCAUACUCAAAGAGUUCCCAAAGCCUGAGACCAGGGCAUUUGGCCCCAGCUCCCCGCCAUUGCGAGUACGUGUUAUUUAUUGCCUGGAGGCCUGUCCAGUCCCCACUCCACCCCCAUAAAGCAUUGUUUACACCUG